AAUUGUUGCUAAGUAGUACAAUUUAAAAUUGUAUUCACAUUCGCUGCAAUCGAAUUCAGUCGUUAAUCAUCAACAAAAAUUACGAGCCUUAAAAAAAAAAUUUUCAUUAUUUAAAAAUAUUUGAUAAAAAUUAUGACCGAAAAGGCCGUUUUACAUCAUCAAAAAGAAGCCGACCGCCGACUUUUACAGUACAAAGAUUACAAUGACUAUUUGGACUCAUUGCGGCAACCGAUUGAUCUAAAAUAUUUGGAAAGUAUAAAAGAAUGUCGCGAUAUAGCUGAAGCCGGUUACCGUUCAGCAGUAACUCUAACUUAUAAAGAGUUCAACGAAAGAUUAGAAGAGGCGAAAAAAAUGGUAAAUCCUCCUGUGAAAAUAAGAAAGUCGCUACACAAGACGUUGUUUGGACAUAUUAGUGAAGAUCCUUUAAUUGUAGCGCUAGCAGCACGAGAAAAGCGUAUCAGACUAGGGGACUUAGCGACAAUCAUAUUUAUACGCCUUGAACACAAAAAUAAUACCGAAAUAUCAUCUUAUAUUGAUUAUGGCCAUCGACUAUUUAAAGAAAAUUGGAUUCCUUAUUUUGAAGGUACAAAAUUUCUAAUGCCGAAAAAAACGGAUUUGAGUUAUUAUAACUGGCGAAGCAACACAACAUACAUCAACAAAUCUAAAAAUUUUACGCCUAUAGCAAAAUCUACUGGUCUUGUGUUCCAGUGUAAUGGAGACAGAAUGAUCGUUAAUAUUAAUCCAUACUUACAUCCUGGUGAAAAUUCUGAUUCUAUAAGAAUAUAUACGAAUAAGUACUUGCAAGUUAUGCUGUUCGAUCACAUAUUAAAGAUAAAAUUAAUUUAA
Messenger RNA from Adelges cooleyi (spruce gall adelgid), 846 nucleotides. Its product is annotated as cilia- and flagella-associated protein 299-like. Bases 133 to 846 code for a protein of 237 amino acids. The record is from RefSeq and is a predicted model, not a curated record. The transcript is spliced from 3 exons. NCBI's taxonomy places the organism in Eukaryota, Metazoa, Arthropoda, Insecta, Hemiptera, Adelgidae.